CGGCGUGAGAGCAGGAGAGACCCUUUCUUGGAUCUGACACUGUCACUUCCGCAUAGGUGUAGGAGUGCUAUAGGUCCCGGCUUAUGCAGCGCUUGUGUACAGCGUGUCCCGGAAGAGAGCAGUCACCGGCGGCUGCAUACAGACAGUGCUGCAGGGAGACGGGGAUGCAGCGGAGACCAUGUACGGCUGCCUGUGUGACCUGCUCCAGCUGCUGGCUGCCCUGGCAGCUCUACUUCUGCUCCUGCUUGCAGUUGUAGCACAUGUAACUGCCAAGAAAAUGCCAAAUCUGCAUCGUCACGAGGCAGAAAAGUUCUUCAUUGCCAGUAAAGGCGAAAAGAAACCAUUCCCCAGUAUUCAUGACCAGCCGACGAAAGACCUGUCUGUCGUGGUGCCCGCAUACAACGAAGAAGAACGGUUACCUGUUAUGAUGGACGAGGCAGUGGAAUAUCUUGAGAAGAAACAGAAACGAAGUCCAUCGUUCAGAUAUGAGGUCAUCGUUGUAGAUGAUGGAAGUUCUGAUAAAACAACAGAGGUUGCCUUAAAGUAUGCCAAUAAAUAUGGAAGUGAUAAAGUUCGGGUGCUAACCCUAGUAAAGAAUCGUGGCAAAGGUGGAGCCGUCCGGAUGGGAGUCCUUGUAUCUCGUGGAAAGACCAUCUUAAUGGCUGAUGCUGAUGGAGCUACAAAGUUUGCAGAUCUAGAAAAUGUGGAAAUUGGACUUAAUAGUCUGAAGCCCUGGCCAGAGAACAUGGCAAUAUCUUGCGGCUCACGAGCUCAUCUGAAGGAGGAGUCCAUAGCAAAGCGUUCUAUCUUCAGAACCUUUCUUAUGUACGGCUUCCAUUUCCUCGUCUGGUUUCUGUGUGUCCGGGGAGUUAAAGACACUCAAUGUGGGUUCAAGUUGUUUACAAGGGAGGCUGCUGCUCGCACAUUUUCAGCUCUUCAUGUUGAUCGUUGGGCAUUUGAUGUGGAACUCUUAUAUAUAGCUCAAUGCCUAAAGAUCCCAGUUGCAGAAGUUGCAGUGAACUGGACGGAAAUUGAAGGGUCUAAGCUGGUGCCUUUCUGGAGCUGGUUGCAGAUGGGACGGGAUCUCCUUUUUAUACGCUUGCGUUAUCUGACUGGUGUCUGGAAGUUAGAUACAACUGGCAAAUUAAAUUAAGUUUUAUUAAUGUACAGGUGAAAACAUGGAGUCUGCUUGGUGUGAAGCAUAGGCGGAUGAGUUAGUCACACUAUGCCCUGGCCUAUGCAGAACUACAUUUUAUGGUGUAUUGAAACAAUGGUGGUAGAUGAACUCAGCGAUGGCAUUACAGUUUUAAAACUGGCCUUGAUUUGUUUGUGGAUACAUUAUUGUUGUCUGUUUGUAAAAAAAAAAAAAAAAAAAGGACACUGUAUUCUACUGAAAUAUUUUAUGUAAAGGAAAGUUUGCAGACCAGUUUAUGAAGUCCGGUAACAUAUGGCUUAUGAGUCUUCAAUUCUUUGGGUUUUUUAUACAGAAGGGAGAUUUCAGCACUCUGUAUAUUAUGUAUAUAAACAAGCAAAAUAUAUGUAAACCAUAAUAAAAAUGUUUCUUUUACAUAUAUUUGAAUUCAGUUAAUCACCACUGCAGUUAUGUUUUUAUCAAAGUAUGCAUCUCUCUCUUUGAGAAGCCUUAAUUAUGCUGCAAAAUAGAAGCACGAAUGCAGAAUAACCCAAAAUUAUUAUUAUUAUUAUUAUUAUUAUUUUUGUUGUUAUUGUAUGUUUCGCCAUACAUUGCAGUCUUGUAGAGCUUCUAAAAGAAAUCUGAGAUCAUAAUUAAAACUUUCCAGAACAGCUUCUUGGUGGUGGGCAGCAAAUUUUCUCACCACAUCUCCCAAAUUUUCCCUAUCAACUGCAGUUAUUUUGAAUUAUUAAUGCAACUUAGACAACCUAAUUUCUUUUAGUGGAGGCACUUUUUUUGUAAUUACAAAGGUUAUUUUAUACAUUAUAUGGUUCUGUUUUUUCUCGCAUUUCAAAUACAAACUAAACUUGAAGACAACAUGUCAUUCAGAACAGACAGCUGGGCACAGUAGUGCAUACCACAUCAAGCUUACCCAAUACUGCAGAAUACCACAGCUGUGCUGUAACCUACAGGGACCAGUCACUCUGAGUUAAAACACAUGUGUGAUAUUUGCACUGUAUUUUUCCAAUAAACAGUUUUGCCUCC
Pseudophryne corroboree (corroboree frog) is the source of this 2176-nucleotide messenger RNA. It is a transcript of the gene ALG5, whose product is annotated as ALG5 dolichyl-phosphate beta-glucosyltransferase. NCBI's taxonomy places the organism in Eukaryota, Metazoa, Chordata, Amphibia, Anura, Myobatrachidae. Gene Ontology annotation, cellular component: endoplasmic reticulum membrane. The record is from RefSeq and is a predicted model, not a curated record. The transcript is spliced from 10 exons. Bases 179 to 1153 code for a protein of 324 amino acids.